This is a messenger RNA of Drosophila takahashii, 687 nucleotides long. RefSeq lists its product as uncharacterized. Lineage: Eukaryota; Metazoa; Arthropoda; Insecta; Diptera; Drosophilidae. The record is from RefSeq and is a predicted model, not a curated record.
AUGCAGUCCCUAUAUUGCGCAGGAAUAAUAUUUCUGAUCUCUGGUUCUUUGGCGGAGGCAAUCUCAGUCGGUAAAGCUUCACGCCAGCUUACAGCCUGGGAGUACUCCAUAAUAUCGGUGUCCAUGACGACGGACAAUGAGGAGUUGGCUGGCGGCGAAACUCACAUCGACCGUAUUAGUCGCGGGGAAUACGGGCUGAGUGGUUCUCUGUAUACCAACGUCGAUGUUCCUCAGGACUUCGAGGUUACCGUUACCAUCUACCGCAGCACCGAUAACGGUGAUACCUAUAAAAUCCAGCCGUACUCGCUUCCUCGACAAACUGUAUACCAGGCUAUGAACAGCUUCUACAAGAAUGCAAUCAUGCCGAGCGUCGUUAAUUGCUCGAAUUUGCCACAGUUCAAGGGCACCUUGGAGUUUAUACCCGCCACGUUAUGGACAUUUGAAAAGUGCCAGGUGAACACGGAUGGAUUUCCGCAAUAUAUGCCUGACGGCUGGUAUAAAGGCGUCAUUGAAUCCCACGGUUACGUAAAUCUCAUCUGGACGGGCGUCUUCAGUGUCAAGCAAAGGACCUUCUAGAACAGGUCAUACUUCGAAUUGUAUCCAAGGAUUGGUUGCGCUUGAAAUCAUGAAAUUGGUUAUUGGAACUACCUAAUUUUUUCAAAUCGUACAAUUAUUUAUCAAAAUGAA